CUGUGAUUUUUUUGGGGGAAGAUAAAAGAAAAGGCCCCAAGCGUAUAAGCAAGGAUGCGUUAGAACUCGCGAGACGGUUCCCUGAAGGCCGCUGUGACAUUUUUCCCCCUCUUAUUCUUCUAUUUUUGGCCCAAAGGCGACCGUGACACAAGCAACCCAGGUCCAACUUACUCCACUAACGCCGUCAUACACGAUAUCGAUCCCAGUACGAUACAAUAGGGAUACAGUACGGGGGACCGGUCGACCACAACCCCAAAAACACCUUAGACACACCGUUCCACCUACAGCUCCGACCGUGACCCGACCACGACCCGCGAAUGACGAGCAUCAACUCCGCCAUGAACUACUACCACGGCAGCAACUCACCACCCAAUUCCUCGGGGGCCGCCACGCCUACCACCACCACAUCCGCCACCUCCUCUGGCCUGUUCGGCGGCGGUCUGUACAGUGCCUUUGGCGGCCUGAUGCGCCGCUGGUCUAGUGAACCGGAAGGGGGCGGCCAGCUUGGCUUAGAGGAAGACGACCGUUCACACAGCAACGGUAAUGGCGUCGAUGGCGUGUAUAGCUCUAGGAGGUAUCGGCCACCACACCACGCAAAUACAUAUCCACGUGUCCCCUCGCCGCUCCGCCCGCCUCCGUUGGAACCUCUAGUACUCCACGGGUUCCGCGACGACACCCCUGACUCGGCGCGCCUAAUGACCGCCCCCGUCGCAGAGGAGAUUCGCAUCAUGGUCCCCGAGAGGCUGCGCAUCGAGGAGGAUUGGAAGUUGAUCUACAGCCUGGACCAGGACGGUGCCAGUCUUGCCACCUUGUAUGAGAAGUGUGCGCCCUUCAGGGGCCGUCGGGGCGGCUUUGUGCUUGUAGUGCGGGACGAUGAAGGAGGGACUUUUGGCGCUUACUUGUCCGAAUCACCACACAUCGCGCCCCACUACUUCGGCACCGGCGAGUGUUUCCUGUGGCGUGCUUCCAUGAUGAGCCCCCUACCCCCUCCACCCUCUGCCGACACGACACAACUGACGGGCCGCGCGACCACGAUCCCAUCGUCCCCCACCGCGACGACGAGACGAGCGCCGCCGGCCCUGAUCCCCAUAUACGACACGGACCUUGAGACACAAGGCACGAGCACUUACGACAUUCACGCCGAUGACGACCUCGACUACACAAUGGACAGGCGAGACCAGCUUAGCCCGCCCACAAAAUCCUCCUCCCCGAUGCCGCCGCAGCCGCCGUCCCCAUUUAUACGCUUCAAGGCGUUCCCUUACAGCGGAGUCAACGAGUACUAUAUCUACUGCGAGCCGCACUGGCUCAGCGUGGGCGGCGGCGACGGCAAGUACGGCCUCUGGCUUGACGACUCGCUCGAAAAGGGUGUCAGUGCUACGUGCCUCACCUUUGGCAACGAGCCGCUCAGCGACGAGGGUGAGAAGUUUGGCGUCCUUGGCGUCGAGCUUUGGGCCAUAGGCGCCAAGGACUAACAUGUGUGUUGGUUGUCGUUUAAUUUAUUUGUUUUUAACCGUUGAAAAAGCCGUUGCGCCCGUCUUUGAGCCUCUGUUUGUGCGCCGGUUUUUUUUACGUACCCCCAAGGUCACAUAGUCUGUAGGUGUUCUACAGUCCGAGGGUCAUCUCGGGGUCAGUUCAGCAAGAGGGUUAUACAACGGGUGUCUGAUGACGAAAGUGUGGCUUUUGUGACCUACCUAGCUAGGUCAGUCUCAUGAAUGAUGAAAGGAAAGGGAGGAAAAGAGACGAAAAAGAGAGCAACAAAAGACGGAAAACGGACGAUAUGAUUAUGAUACCCAUCUCUAUUUCUCACCUCAUUAUUCCUUAGCAGUCAUUAUCAACAUGCUUGGCUAGCUGAUGCCACAAACAUUACACCAGUGACUUUUGUCACUGUACCGAGUACCAAUACUGGCGAUGCGGCAACGAAAAUGGGUUCAUCCAGCGCGCCAUAUGACAAAUCAACUACGGUCACCUAGUCUCGGCAAAUGUGAAUCCUCGCGAAUCGCAGAGAUUAUCGGCUCAAGUUACGUCGUCGGUUGGGGAUCUGCUGGCAUCCAUGUAUUCAUUUUCCCACUCGUGUCUCCUGCACAUUCUAAAUAUCUCAACGGCUUAAUUGUGAGUGCCGGCGGGGAUGGCGCCGAUAGUAAAUCACCGCAAAAUAAACUCAGAAAUUGCUCAUAUACAAUUAUUCCCUUUGUCUUGAAAGCUCCGCUCGGCACAGCCAAUCCACGAAUACACAGAUCCCGCCCGCCUCACCAGUAAACAAACUUAUGCCUUUCAAGUUUGC
Molecule: messenger RNA, 2281 nt
Organism: Pyricularia oryzae 70-15
Lineage: Eukaryota; Fungi; Ascomycota; Sordariomycetes; Magnaporthales; Pyriculariaceae
Product: oxidation resistance protein 1
Exons: 2
Coding region: 318-1472 (384 amino acids)
Biological process (GO): response to oxidative stress
Cellular component (GO): nucleus
Source: RefSeq, a predicted model, not a curated record